AUGGCCGCAGAGGUUACUCAAAGCAGCGAACAGGAGCUGCCAGACCUCAAGGCACAGAGCCUGACCACCUGUGAGGUCUACAGUGCCUGCUUUGAGACAAAAAAGGGCCUGUCCAGCCACGAAUGUUCACAGCAGCAGCAGCUGGGGGUGGCAGAGUCAAAAAGCUGUGGUGAUCCCGUCGACCUGCUCUGCGAGCUGGAGAGGCAGAAGGGCCCGCCUGAUGCUCCGCUUGGGCUGCCCCCUAGCCCGACCAACAACUCCAACUCACCAAAGGAGUGGGUCGCUGGGGCUACCAUCCCUGGCCUACUCACCUCGGACGAACCUGUCAAAAAAGCGUUCAAGUCAACUUGUGGCUCCUCAGCCGAGGGCCUGGCCCACCCUUCCACCUCUCCUCUCCUCAAGAAGACCCCACUGACUCGGGCAGGAUUCCCUAUAACCAAGAAUCCUGAGGAGAAGAGCCCCCAGCUGUCCCUGAGUCCCCUGCGGACUUCACCACCGGCACAAUGGCCCCAGUCUGAGGACAAGGGGCCUCAGGAUCUCACGUUAGAUAGUGACAGAGGUAGAGAGCUGUACUGCCAGCUGUGUGGUUCCUGCUUUGAGACCCGCAACAGCCUGUCCAUUCACGCCCGUGCCCACCUGCGCCUGUUGGGCGUCAGCAACAUGGACGCCAAGGGAUCCCACAUAGACAUGCUCCAUAGGUUUAUAAGGAGGGAGAGCCUCCAGAUCUGCCACAGACCUGGGCAGGGGGCGCUGGGCCAGCUGGGGUGUCCUUCUUCUCCCUCCACAGCCCUGUCCAGGCUCCCUACCCCUCCGCCGACGAAGAGGGUCAAGCUGAAGUCCUUGGGUAUGGCCAGCCCCUCGGUGAAGCAGAACCUCUCGCCCGCUGGCACUUUCCAGGCCUCUGAUGUGGAGCCAUCUACCCUCGACCUCUCUACAGGCCCAGAGAGAACAAGAGAUAUCCUCUGCGAAUUCUGUGGUGAGUUUUUUGAUAACAGAAAGGGCCUGUCCAGCCACGCAUGUUCACAUCCAGAGCAGCUGGGAGUGUCUGAGUCAGAAAGCAGUGGUAAUCCCAUCGACCACCUCUAUGAGCUUGUGAGGCAGAUUGGUCUGCCUGAUCCUCCCCUUGGGCUGCCCCCUAGCCCAACCAAGAUCUCCCACUCACCAAAGGAGUUGGUUGCUGGGACUGCCAGGCCUGCUCUAAUCAUCCUGGCCAAAACUAUGGAUGCCCCUCCUGUUAAAAAACCAUUCAAGCCAACUUAUGGAUCCUCAGCCAAGGGCCUGGCUCCUCCAUACAGCUCUCCCCUCCUCAAGAAGGCCCCACUGAAUCAGGCAGGAUCACCUACAUCCAAGAAUCCUGAGGAGAGGAGCCCGCAUUUGUCCCUGAGUCCCCUGCCUACUUCCCUACAGGCACAAAGGCCUGAGUCUGAGGACAAGGGGACUCAGUAUCACACUUUCGAUAGUGAUGGGGGCAGAGAACUGUACUGCCAGCUGUGUGGUGCCUGGUUUGAGACCAGGAAGGGACUGUCCAUUCAUGCCAGUGCCCACCUGCGCCACCUGGGCAUCAGUGACUUGGAUGCCAAGGGAUCCCCCAUAGACGUGCUCCACGGCCUUUUCGGGAGGGAGGGCAUCCAGACCAGCCUCCGACCUGGGCAGGGAGCCCGGAGCCAGCUAGGGUGGACUCGUUCUGCCUCCACAGCUCUCUCCUUACUCCCUACGUCACCACCGGCCAAGAAGGCCAAGCUGAAGGGCUCGGGUAUGGCCAGCCCCUGGGGAAAGCAGGACCUCUCGGCUGCCGGCACUUUCUGGACCACUGAGGUGAAGCCAUCUCCUCUUAAUCUCUCUUCAGGCCCAGAGUCAAAAAGAGAUAUCCGCUGCGAAUUCUGUGGUGAGUUUUGUGAGAACCUAAAGGGCCUGUCCAGCCACGCUCGCUCCCACCUGCGCCUGAUGGGUGUGACUGAGUGGUAUGUGAAUGGCUCACCCAUUGACACACUGCAGGAGGUGCUGAAGAGAGGGACCCAAUCCAGGCCUGGUGGACACAGCCACCCACCAGGGCCUAACAAAAAAGCCCUGGCCAAGGUAGUGGGCAGUGAAGCUCCUGGCAGCUCACUAGAAGUCCAUACUCCCUCGGAUCUUCACAUUGCAUCCUUGGCCAAGAAGUUGUCACAACCACCAAGCAGUCCCCUUGGCCAUUCACCGACUGCGUCUCCUUCUCUCAAGGCCCAGAAAAUGUUCUCAGGCCUUGCUAUGCCCUCCCUGCCCAAAAAACUGAAGCCUGAACAAAUGAGAGAGAAGAACAAGUGGGAGACGCUGCCAGGGGCCCUUCAUGGGGAGACUCACCAAUCUGAGGGUACAUCUCAAAAAGAUAUGGCCCCAUUGAACCUGUCAUCCCGGGCAGAGCCAGUGCCUGACAUCCGAUGUGAGUUCUGUGGUCAGUCCUUCAAGAACCACACAGGCCUGUCUAACCAUGCACGCUCCCACCUGCGCCAGAUGGGUGUGACCGAGUGGUCUGUCAAUGGCUCGCCCAUUGACACACUUCGGGAGAUCCUAAAGAUGUCCAAGCCGUGCCUCAUCGAGAAGGAGCCUCCAGCUGGAGCCCUAGCUCCUUCUGUCACUGAAGAUGGCUCCCCCACAGCAGCUGCUGGGGCUAUGCAUUCUGCACUGCCUCUGUCACCCUUGGCUAGCCAUCCAGGAACACCAGGAGCUGGACCAACCCAGGUUCCCCUGGAGCUCAGCCUGUUGUCGCCCAUCACAGGGGCUAAGCCUUCAGCUACCAGCUACCUGGGCCCAGUGGCCACCAAGCGGCCCCUCCAGGAAGACUGCUUCCUCCCAGCAGAGGUCAAGGCCAAGACCAACAUCCCCACUGAACUGCCCUUCAAGGCAAAGACUCACCAUGAGAAGACCUCCACCAAGGCCUGCUGUGAGCUCUGUGGCGGUCAAUUUGAAAACCGCAAAGCCCUAGCCAGCCAUGCAAGGGCACACCUGCGGCAGUUCGGUGUGACAGAGUGGAGUGUCAAAGGCUCUCCCAUCGAGACGCUGAGUGAGUGGAUCAAACAGUGUCCCCAGAAAGUGGACACCUACCGAAGCUACAUCCAGGCUGGCUGCCCCUUUUCCAAGAAGGUCUGCAGCGCUGGCGGUGGCCAUGACAGUGACAAGCAGCCUCCCUUGGGGCUGGCACCUGGGGCCUUGUCCCUGGUUGGUCAAAGUUCUAGAGAUGAACCAGGGCUUGAAGCUGACAGGGCAGCUGACAGUGGUGAACGGCCUCUGGCAACCAGCCCACCUGGAACUGUAACACCUGAAGAACAUGAGGUGAAGGAUAUCAACAAAUUUGAACGCCAACAAGCCCACCCCCCGGAUGCUUCAGCAGCUCUGGGUGGUGAGGAGGCCAAUGACCUGCAACAGAAGUUGGAAGAGGUUCGGAGACCGCGACGCCGACGCAGACGCCGGUUCAGGCUAGGCCCCUCCCGGGUGCGUCCCUCCUACCAGUCACCACUGGUCAAGAUUGUGGGCAAGAUCUGCAUCCUCAAGUGCAGGUUCUGUGAAAUGAAAUUCCGUGGCCCAUUCUCCAUCCAAGAAGAGUGGGUGCUGCAUUUACAGCAGCACAUUCUGGAGAAGAACUUCUCCAAAGCCGACCCUCUGCCUAAGGAGCCCCAGGCCCCAGAGGCACAGGCAGCAGCUGUAGAGGCACCUUAA
Acomys russatus (golden spiny mouse) is the source of this 3690-nucleotide messenger RNA. RefSeq names its product protein Wiz-like. The coding region runs from base 1 to 3690 and encodes 1229 amino acids. Gene Ontology annotation, molecular function: DNA-binding transcription factor activity, RNA polymerase II-specific; RNA polymerase II cis-regulatory region sequence-specific DNA binding. Lineage: Eukaryota; Metazoa; Chordata; Mammalia; Rodentia; Muridae. Gene Ontology annotation, cellular component: nucleus. The transcript has a single exon. The record is from RefSeq and is a predicted model, not a curated record. Gene Ontology annotation, biological process: regulation of transcription by RNA polymerase II.